AUGGGCAAGCGCACUUCCACCAUGCCCUUUGGAGUUCAGAAAGGUAAGCAUGGUCAGAGAAAGAGUCCUAGUUUGAUGGCAGUGAAAAGGAAAUCAGGGAAGAACAUGAUGCGGAACGUUGUGCUUCAAGGCCUGAGGCACCUUCGAGCUCCAUCUGUUCCUAUGCUCAACAAAGAAUACCUCUUUGUUGUGGCGCUACUUGCAACUUUGGUCUUCACUUGCGGUGGCUUGGAUUGGUCUCCUAUAGACCAUUUCGAGACCUUCGCAGGCGAUCAGUCGAUCACCAAGGGCGAGAUUGCAGCUGGAAGAACCGCAGUGCCAUUUGAGCUGAACCUUGACCCUGCCUCUCAAGAUAUUUUGACCGACCAGGGCUUCGCAAACGCCAUAUACCAAACCCUGUUCGGCAAGGCAGUAGCCAAAGUCAGGACCAGGAACCAGAAGAGGAUUCGCAAUGCUGCCUGCCGCUUCCUGCGAGCAUCUUUCAAGACAGAGCAUGUGUUGGAUCGCAGCAAAGCGACCCAUGCCCAUUGGAUGAAACAUGCCAAUUUGGCAUCGGCGCUUCAUUUCUUGGCUUCAAAGCAACUGGGGGCUGAUUGA
This is a messenger RNA of Durusdinium trenchii, 597 nucleotides long. Lineage: Eukaryota; Dinophyceae; Suessiales; Symbiodiniaceae. The record is from the annotation of a GenBank genome assembly.